Paraglomus brasilianum is the source of this 564-nucleotide messenger RNA. The record is from the annotation of a GenBank genome assembly. Lineage: Eukaryota; Fungi; Glomeromycota; Glomeromycetes; Paraglomerales; Paraglomeraceae.
AUGAGUGAACCGAAUAAUAUGAACAACAAUUAUAUCGGACAUUACAACAUCUGUCAAUCGACUUACCCGGAAGACGUUAAUUCUGAUGACGCCAAUACUCAAGAUUUCCUUCCUUCUGUUGCCUCCGUUUCUCUCCCCGAAAAUGUCGAUGUGAUGUCUAAUACUAUGAACUCUAUGGACUACGAAGAUACCGGAGAUUAUACGGGCGAUUAUGCAUUAUAUCAAGGCAAUCCCUCGGUUUCUCAUUUCCACCCGGGUAACGUUGACACUGUGAAUGGACAGUUGAAUACACUGAAUCACGAUCAAGCCGAAACCCAUGAAAACAGCUCUUAUCCGCUCCCAGUACCUUUUCAAACAGUCUGUGACCCUUAUUUCGAUACGAUGAACGACGGUUCCACGGAUAAUCAUUUUGGUGUGAUCAACAAUUCAUCUACUUCGUAUAUUUUUACGCACGAUCCCACAGGCACCGGAUAUGUUGUUACGAAAGUAGAGCAUACUCAAUUAGUAUUAGGCAGGAUGUCAGCUGCUGACUUUAACCAUAUGUUAGCUACAACUCGAAUGUGA